AGGGUGAAAAAAUCACGCAAAAUAAAUGUAGGAGGCAAAAUUUGCGGUUGCACGUUUUAACGCAACUUGUAAAGGUAGUCCUUAAAAGAGCUAGUAUAAAUAAGCCAAGGUCUAAAUGUUAUAUUUAGUGGAUUUACAAUAGGUGAUCAUAUUCUUUUUUAGUUGUUUGUUUCUAUUCCAAAUGGAUCCGGUGCCGUAUCUCGGUACUUUGGUUAUUUUGUUUCUUUUAUGGAUCAGGAUAAAGGGCCUAGAUUAUGUUAUAAUUCACCAGAGAUGGAUUUUUGUUUGCCUUUUCCUUCUGCCCUUGUCCGUGGUGUUUGAUGCUUACUAUUAUGUGCGAGCUUGGAUCAUCUUUAAGAUGUGUUCAGCGCCGAAGCUGCACAACCAGCGGGUCCGAGACAUCCAGAGACAGGUUCGUGAGUGGAAGAAGGACGGAGGAAAGGCAUAUAUGUGUACUGGACGUCCUGGCUGGCUGACCGUGUCUCUGAGGGUGGGGAAAUAUAAGAAGACUCACAAGAAUAUAAAAAUCAAUAUGAUGGAUAUCCUAGAGGUGGACACAAAACGACAGGUGGUACGUGUGGAGCCAUUGGUAAACAUGGGUCAGGUGACAGCCUUAUUGAAUUCCAUCGGCUGGACGCUACCUGUAUUACCUGAGCUUGAUGAUCUCACAGUAGGUGGUUUGGUAAUGGGCACAGGGAUCGAGUCCUCGUCUCAUAUUUAUGGUCUUUUCCAACACAUCUGUGUGGCUUUUGAGCUGGUCCUGGCAGAUGGCAGUCUGGUUCGCUGCACUGAGAAAGAAAACCCGGAGCUGUUUUAUUCAGUCCCGUGGUCCUGUGGAACCCUGGGCUUCUUGGUGGCAGCUGAGAUUCGGAUUAUUCCAGCUCGGCAGUGGGUGAGGCUGCAGUACAAAGCCGUGAAGGGUUUGGAUGCCAUCUGUAAGGUGUUUGCAGAAGAGUCGGCUAACAAAGAGAACCAUUUCGUGGAGGGGUUACAGUAUUCACUCAACGAGGCCGUUAUUAUGACCGGCGUUAUGACCGACCACGCCGAGCCUGACAAGAUCAAUCGCAUAGGUCACUACUACAAGCCUUGGUUCUUUAAGCAUGUUGAGAAGUACCUGAAGGAGGAUGGAACUGGUGUGGAGUACAUCCCACUUAGACACUACUACCACAGACACACACGAAGUAUCUUCUGGGAGCUGCAGGACAUUAUUCCAUUUGGGAAUAAUCCACUGUUCAGAUAUUUGUUUGGCUGGAUGGUUCCUCCGAAGAUCUCCCUGCUGAAGCUGACUCAGGGCGAGACGAUCCGCCGUCUUUACGAGCAGCAUCACGUGGUUCAGGACAUGCUGGUGCCUAUGAAGCACAUUCACAAGGCCAUCUCACAGUUCCACCAGGAUAUUCAUGUGUAUCCCUUAUGGCUGUGUCCGUUCAUAUUGCCCAGCCGGCCAGGCAUGGUCCAUCCUAAAGGAGAUCAGGAUGAGCUGUAUGUGGACAUUGGGGCAUAUGGUGAACCCCAAGCAAAACACUUCGAAGCUCGGGCCUCCACACGCCAGCUUGAGAAGUUUGUUCGAGAUGUACAUGGUUUCCAGAUGCUUUAUGCUGAUGUGUACAUGGAAAGAGAAGAGUUCUGGGAAAUGUUUGAUGGUUCUCUGUAUCAUAAGCUAAGGAAGGAGCUGGACUGCGAGAAGGCAUUUCCUGAAGUGUACAACAAAAUCUGCAAAGCUGCAAGACACUAAAGUUAGCCCUGCUUGAAAUGCCGGAAAAAGAGAAAAGGGAAUUAAUUAUAACAGUAAGCGCUUAAAAAAGUCAACCAGCGAUUGUAACACUUGAGACUUCUUAUAUUUAAAUCUAUUUUUGCAAACAAUAUAAAUAAAGGGGAUUUCAGUAAAAUGUGUAUUUCACACUCAAUAUUGUCUUUUUAUGUGCCUUUACAGGUACGUUAUUUUUACUCGAUAAUAUAGAUAUAUUUUGUCAAUGAAAGUGUUGUUCUCCUACUAAAUUUCAGUUAAAUCUCAAAUUGUUGUCCAAGCCUUGUAUAUCAACACACAACUGUAUAUACACUGAUCAGGCAUAACAUUAUGACCACCUGCAUAAUAAUGUGUUGGUCCCUCUUUUGCUGCCAAAACAGCCCUGUAAUGCACUGUGUAUUCUGACACCUUUCUAUCAGAACCAGAAUUAACUUCUCCAGCAAUUUGAGCAACAGUAGCUCGUCUGUUUGGAUCGGAUCACACGAGCCAGCCUUUACUCCCCACGUGCAUCAAUGAGCCUUGGCCGCCCAUGACCAUGUCGCCAGUUCACCACUGUUCCUUCCUUGGACCACUUUUGAUAGAUACUGACCACUGCAGACCGGGAACACCCCACAAGAGCUGCAGUUUUGGAGAUGCUCUGAUCCAGUCGUCUAGCCAUCACAAUUUGGUCCUUGUCAAACUCGCUCAAAUCCUUACAGUUGCCCAUUUUUCCUGCUUCUUACACAUCAACUUUGAGGACAAAAUGUUCACUUGCUGCCUAAUAUAUCCCACCCACUAACAGGUGCCAUGCUGAGGAGAUAAUCAGUGUUAUUCACGGCACCUCUCACUGAUCAUAAUGUUAUGCCUGAUUGGUGUAAGGCACAAUUUUGUAACUCAGGUCAACAGUUUUGCUUUUCCAUAAAUGCCACCUGUAAAUCCUAUUCAAUGUACUUUAUUUCUCUUACAAAUGAACAAAAUACAGACUGCACUUAUGUCCAUAAAUUGUCUUUAAAUUAUUCUAAUACACACAUACACGAACGUCUGUCUUAAUAUGUUGUUUCUACUGUAUCAGCACUCGAAUGUACACCUUGAAUAAAUAUACAUUAAUUCCUAA
This is a messenger RNA of Hemibagrus wyckioides, 2837 nucleotides long. It is a transcript of the gene dhcr24, whose product is annotated as 24-dehydrocholesterol reductase. The record is from RefSeq and is a predicted model, not a curated record. Gene Ontology annotation, molecular function: Delta24(24-1) sterol reductase activity; FAD binding. NCBI's taxonomy places the organism in Eukaryota, Metazoa, Chordata, Actinopteri, Siluriformes, Bagridae. Gene Ontology annotation, cellular component: cytoplasm; membrane. The coding region runs from base 182 to 1732 and encodes 516 amino acids. The transcript is spliced from 9 exons. Gene Ontology annotation, biological process: steroid metabolic process.